AUGAUGGCAGGAUUUUCGAGGAUGCAAGUAGCUAUGAUGCCUGGCCAGUCCCCGUCCUCAACCCUGAACAAUGGCAAUGCCUCGACACCAGAUCCACCGGUCUCAUCCUCUGCCUCCUCAUCGGACGCCGAUCGUUUACGUGCUUCAAUGGAAGCUUGGAAGCGAACCGCUGCUAUAGCUAGUGAGAGAUAUAGUGAAGCGAGGCAGAGACAAAUUGCAGCUGAGCGGGAAGAUCGACAUGAGCUUCGCAAAAGAUGGCUCGAAGAAGAAGCGAAAAAGCGAGCAGAAAGUGUGGGUAAGCAGAAAGAUGGUUUGAGCGGUGGCAAUGUGUCGUCAAAUAUGCCUCCCGACAGGAAACGUCACCUUGAUAAUAACGACUACGGUCACGAGGAGUGGAGGCAAGGUUUUCGCAUGAUGGAGGGAUCAGGUAUGCCUGAGAUAUCGAAAGCAUCUGCUGAUAUGUACGGUAACAUGGGCUACCAUACUCCUAAUGGAAGUUUUUACCCAGGAAUGAUGAUGCAUGAAAUGCAGCAGCAGGGUAAAGGAGUGAUGGUCGGAUUCUCCAGCCCAGUGUUUCCAAAUGGUACUUCCUACCCGCCUGGAUCGUAUCCACCUAAUGGGGGACUUCCCGCUGCGAAUGGACAUUUCCCUUCUUCCAAGUCGGCACCAAGCUUUCGUGGGAACUCGUUUCCAACGUCACAGACGGUGUCCUCAUCUGUGGCUUGUUCUCCGAUGCCGUCAACGUCCACUGCCGAUGCAUCGACGUUGGGUCAACGCUUUCCUUCGAUGGAAUCCUUCAAUUUACCCAUCUCACUGGACUCAACACCAGUAUUCAAGCAACAGGCGCACAAAGGCCAUUAUAUACCUUCCGGAUUAACUCCAUACAGUUGGUGGGAUGCCGCCCAAGUCACUUCGAUGUUGCCCGACGUGCCAACUCCUCCAGCGCUUGCGAAUUUCCGCAGCAGUGUACCGCUAGGGAAUUCGGUGUGCUAG
Messenger RNA from Ostertagia ostertagi, 993 nucleotides. NCBI's taxonomy places the organism in Eukaryota, Metazoa, Nematoda, Chromadorea, Rhabditida, Trichostrongylidae. The record is from the annotation of a GenBank genome assembly.